Molecule: messenger RNA, 1545 nt
Organism: Neomonachus schauinslandi (Hawaiian monk seal)
Lineage: Eukaryota; Metazoa; Chordata; Mammalia; Carnivora; Phocidae
Gene: FOXN4
Product: forkhead box N4
Exons: 9
Coding region: 1-1545 (514 amino acids)
Biological process (GO): regulation of DNA-templated transcription
Cellular component (GO): nucleus
Molecular function (GO): DNA-binding transcription factor activity; cis-regulatory region sequence-specific DNA binding
Source: RefSeq, a predicted model, not a curated record
AUGGUAGAAAGUGACAUCUCAUCCAUGAUGUCAGGAAUUAUUCGAAACUCAGGGCAAAAUCGCCACGCCUCUCCGCAGGAAUACAGGCUCCUGGCCACCAGCAGCGAUGAUGACCUUCCCGGGGACCUGCAGUCGCUGUCGUGGCUCACAGCGGUGGAUGUGCCGCGGCUGCAGCAGAUGGCGAGUGGCCGUGUGGACCUGGGUGGCCCCAGUGCACCGCACCCACACCCAGGUGCCUUGGCCAGGGCAGCUGACCUGCACGUGGGAGCCACCCCAGGUGCCCUGCUCCACGGCCCGGCUGGCAUGGUCCCCCCAGUCAUGCUAGGUCUGGGCCCCAUCGCCAAUCACGGAACCAGUAUGAACCAGAUCCCUGUGGGGGGCCAGCCCUCAUCCGGCCUGCAGGACGCCCCACAGCUCUACUCACCUGCCUCCCAAACACAGUUACCGCCCCCCCCAGGCACCCAGCAGUGCCCUCCCAUGGGCCUGUACAGCUCCCCGUUUGGAGCACGGCCUCCCUACCCCCAGCCCCGCAUGGCUGUCCAUUCAUCUCAGGAACUGCACCCCAAACACUACCCCAAGCCCAUCUACUCAUACAGUUGUCUGAUCGCCAUGGCCCUGAAGAACAGCAAGACAGGCAGCCUGCCUGUGAGUGAGAUCUACAGCUUCAUGAAGGAGCACUUCCCCUACUUCAAGACGGCUCCCGACGGCUGGAAGAACUCAGUGCGACACAACCUGUCCCUGAACAAGUGUUUCGAGAAGGUGGAGAACAAGAUGAGCGGCUCCUCCCGCAAGGGCUGCCUGUGGGCCCUGAACCUGGCCCGCAUCGACAAGAUGGAGGAGGAGAUGUACAAGUGGAAGAGAAAGGACCUUGCCGCCAUCCACCGGAGCAUGGCCAACCCCGAGGAGCUGGACAAGCUGAUCUCGGACCGACCGGAAAGCUGCAGGAGGCCUGGGAACUCCGAGACCACCGUGCUGACUCAUGCUGCCACAGUGGCCAUGGCGCAUGGCUGCCUGGCUGUCUCCCAGCUCCCACCCCAGCCCCUGAUGACCCUGUCCUUGCAGUCAGUCCCCCUGCACCACCAGGUCCAGCCCCAGGCACAUCUGGCCCCAGACUCUCCCGCCCCCGCCCAGACCCCACCCCUGCACGCCCUGCCGGAACUGAGCCCUAGCCCCCUGCCCCACCCUGCCCUGGGAAGGGCCCCCGUGGACUUCAUCAACAUCAGCACCGACAUGAGCACGGAGGUGGACGCCCUGGACCCCAGCAUCAUGGACUUCGCCCUGCAGGGGAACCUCUGGGAGGAGAUGAAGGAUGGGGGCUUCAGCCUGGACACCCUGGGGACCUUCGGAGACUCGGCCCUUGGCUGUGAGCUGGGGGCCUCGGGCCUGACCCCCAUCUCCGGCCGCAGCGACCAGUCCUUCCCAGACUUGCAGGUGACAGGUCUCUAUGCCACGUACUCGACCCCAGACAGUGUGGCCGCGGCAGCCACCACCUCCUCCUCCCAGUACCUGGGCGCCCCGGGGAACAAGCCCAUAGCCCUGCUUUGA